Protopolystoma xenopodis is the source of this 282-nucleotide messenger RNA. The record is from the annotation of a GenBank genome assembly. Lineage: Eukaryota; Metazoa; Platyhelminthes; Monogenea; Polystomatidea; Polystomatidae.
AUGAUCAUUUCAAUUGGAGCUUCGAUAGCAGUCUUCGAAUGUCUCUGUAGUCUGUCUUUACCAUUUGUGGAGCUCGAACUUGCAAUCGACACUUUGAAACCAGAGCCGCCUGCCGAUGGCGAGUGGACGAACAGACGUCUAGACUUGCGCUGUACAGCAGUUAAGAGAAAACAUGCGGGCUCCCAUUUCAUGCACAACCGUCGGCCUAAACGUGCACAGUUCGAGUCCCGCUUUCUGCGAGGCGGACCAAUGGGCACUUCUUUAUGCAUGGUACUUGCUUAA